GUCAGUUAAAGUUGUAUUUUAUAUUUCAUAUCAAAGUAAAGUCAUCACUGCAGGUUCUUCCUCUCAAACCAUUGUAUAUACAGGCUUUUAUUUUGAAAGAACCUCGGGGUCAUGUGGUGCUCGGUGUGUAACUUGGCAGGUUGGAUGAGGAGAGAAAGGGGGGGGUGAAUCAUCGGGAGGAGACGGACUGAUGAGACACUCAGAAGACAUCUGAUCUGAUCUGAGACCAGCUGCUGUCAAACAUCUGCAGACUCACAGCAGCAGGUCCUGGUCCUGGUCCUGGUCCUGGUCCCGCUGUCACUCUCUCUGUUUGUGUGGAGGUCUGCGUGUGAAUGAUGCCGGAUCAGAUCUCAGUGUGCGAGUUCCUCUUGGAGACCACCGAGGACUACAACUCCCCCACCACGUCCAGCUUCACCACCCGGCUGCAGAGCUGCAGGAACACCGUGGGGAUCCUGGAGGAGGUCCUGGAUCAGGACCGCUCCGCUCUGCAGAAGGUCAAGAAGUCCGUUAAAUCCAUCUACAGCUCAGGACAAGAGCAUGCUGGGAACCAGGAGAACUUCAGUCAGGCUCUGGAGCGACUGGGAGGAAACAGCUGUGAACUGGGAGCUGCCUUUGUUAAGUUCUCCUGCCUCAUUAAAGAUCUGGCUGCUCUGCUCAAUAACCUGCUGCAGAGUCUGAGUCAUAACUUGGUCUUCACUCUGGACUCUCUGUUGAAAGGAGAUCUGAAGGGCGUUAAAGGGGACCUGAAGAAGCCUUUCGACAAAGCCUGGAAGGACUACGAGACCAAGCUCACAAAGAUCGAGAAGGAGAAGAGAGAACACGCCAAACAACACGGGAUGAUCCGGACCGAGAUCACGGGAGCUGAGGUCGCUGAGGAGAUGGAGAAGGAGAGGAGGCUGUUCCAGCUGCAGAUGUGUGAGUAUCUGAUCAAAGUCAAUGAGGUUAAAACCAAGAAGGGAGUGAACCUGCUGCAGAACCUCAUAAAGUAUUACCACGCUCAGUGCAACUUUUUUCAGGACGGUUUGAAAACAGCCGACAACCUGAAGCAGUACAUUGAGAAACUGGCUGCUGACCUGUCCAACAUCAAACAGAGUCAGGAUGAAGAGAAGAAACAGCUGACGGCUCUCAGAGACCUCAUCAAGAGCUCCUUACAGCUGGACCAGAGGGAGGACUCCCAGAGUAAACACAGUGGCUACAGUAUGCACCAGCUGCAGGGAAACAAGGAGUUUGGCAGUGAGAAGAAAGGAUACCUGCUGAAGAAGAGUGACGGGCUGAGGAAGGUGUGGCAGCGGAGGAAAUGUUCAGUGAAAAGCGGCGUCCUGACGAUCUCUCAUGCAACAUCCAACAGACAGCCUGUCAGACUGAACCUGCUCACCUGUCAGGUGAAACCCAGCGCAGAGGACAAGAAAUGCUUCGACCUGAUCUCCCAUAAUCGGACGUACCAUUUCCAGGCUGAAGACGAGCAGGAGUUUAUCAGCUGGGUGUCUGUGCUGACCAACAGUAAGGAGGAAGCCCUGAAUGUGGCGUUGCAGGGCGGAGGUCAGAGUUCAGGUGUGGAGGAGGAGGAGCUCACCAAGAGCAUCAUUGACGAGGUGCUGCGGUCGCCAGGCAACGAAACCUGCUGUGACUGUGGAGCUGCAGAUCCUCGGUGGCUCUCCACUAACCUGGGUGUUCUGACCUGCAUCGAGUGCUCAGGGAUCCACAGGGAGAUGGGAGUCCACGUGUCCCGGAUCCAGAGUCUGGAACUGGACAAACUGGGAACCUCAGAGCUGCUGCUCGCUAGGACUGUUGGGAACUGUAGUUUUAAUGAGAUCUUGGAGGCUGGUCUACCCUCUCCGUCUCUGAAGCCGACGGCCUGCAGCGACAUGGCGGCGAGGAAGGAGUUCAUCAACGCCAAGUACAUCGACCACAGGUUUGCCAGACCGUCUGUCUCCAUGGCAACCAGCAGGCUGGACAAGUUGUAUGACGCUGUGCAAUCCCGAGACCUUCUGUCAAUCAUCCAGCUGUACGCUGAGGGGGUGGAGCUUCUACAGCCCCUCCCUGAACCAGGCAAGGAAGCAGGAGAGACUGCGUUACAUUACUGUGUUCGGACAGCUGAUCCCUCCUCCCUCCACCUGGUCGACUUCCUGGUCCAGAACAGUGGUCACCUGGAUGGACAGACAGACGGGGGGAACACAGCUCUGCACUGCUGCUGUCUCUACAACAAACCUCAGUGUGUGAAGCUGUUGCUAAGAGGAAAACCAGAUCUCCACAUCACCAAUGAGAGUGGAGAGACAGCACUGGACAUCGCCCGCAAACUGAAGAACUCCCAAUGUGAAGAGCCGCUGGUGGAGGCCAUGUCUGGCAGGUUCAACCCUCAUGUUCAUGUGGACUACGACUGGAACCUCAGACUGGACGAGCUGGACGAGAGUGACGAAGACCUGGACGACAAGCCCAGUCCGAUUAAGAAGGAGCGUUUUCUCCGUCCUCAGAGUUUCUGUCCGUCCUCCAGCACCUCCUCUCAAGAGAAACUCUCUCUGCCGACCUCCUUCAUUCCUGCCCACAGGAACAAGCAGCGUCUCUCCUACGGAGCGUUUGCCAACCCCAUCUACAGCACCUCCUCUGAAACUCCUCCUUCCCCUGGACCUGACACCUCAGGACCUUCACCGGCUGCCAGGAGUCAGGGGAAAGGCCCACCCACAUCCCUCCCCCUCACCUCCCAGAUCAGUGGAGGAGGCAGGGCUUCAGGAGGAGGAAGCUCCACCCUGAAGAAGAGACCCCCUCCCCCUCCACCCGGGCACAAGCGCACCCUGUCCGACCCCCCCAGCCCCGUCCUGCAGGGACCCGCAGGUAAAGGAUGUGAGAUGACCCCCCCACCUGGAAACAGGAUGUCACCUGCCAACAAGUUUGAGGGGAUCCAGCAGCAGCAGAGUACGACCUCCAGUCACACCAAGUCCACACUGGGACCCAGAGUUCUGCCCAAACUACCUCAGAAAGUGUCUCUCAGAAAGAUUGAUACCAUCCACCUUCCGUCUCUGGACAAAUCCAGCCAGCCUCCAGACCCCAUCCACAAACCCACCUCCUCCCCCUCUCCCCUCCAUGAUCUCCAGAAGUCCCCUCCAUUUAUUGAUGCCUCCCCUAAACCCCCCCUCACCCCAAUGGACUCCACCCAGAAAGCCCUAUUAGCUGAGAAGCCCCAGCUGUCCAACCUCCCUCCCAAACCUCACCUGUCUGACCUCCCCCCGAAACCCCUUCUGAAAGACCGCCCCCCCAAACCGCUGCUCAGUGACAGGCCUUGCCCCACCCCUGUUGCUAUGGAGACACAGGGAUCCAAGGCAGCGGCAGUAGCAGAAAGCCAUUCGAGGGAGGGGUCACCUGGACCAGCAGGUGAAGACGACAAGGAGUCAACACCUGAAGCGGCGGAGACGCCUGUCCCCCUGCCGAGGAAGAUCACCUCUGUGAGGAGCAAGAUCAGGAGGGUGAAGACCAUCUACGACUGUCGGGCCGACAACGACGACGAGCUCACCUUCACCGAGGGGGAGGUCCUCAUCGUCACGGGAGAGGAGGACCAGGAGUGGUGGAUCGGACACGUUGAGGGACACCCCGAGAGGAAAGGCGUCUUCCCCAUGUCUUUUGUUCACAUCCUCUCUGAUUGACGGCUGCGAGGCGAGUGUGAGGCCAUCGCCCACCGGCACAAGCAACCUGCCGCUGACCAACAGGAACAAAAUAAUGACGUCACCCUCAGUCCUCGCUGUAAAUAGACUUUAUUAUUCUGUCUAACAGUGUUACCAUAGCAACCCAGCAUGCCGACCCAGGUGGGCCGUAGCAACGAGGUCUACAGAGAAGGAAAAGACACACGGGUAAGGGGUCAGAGGUCAGGUUCAGUGUCAGAAGUCAGAGGUCAGGGUCAGGUCUGAACUGGUCUGAGGGGUCAUUACAACAAAGCACAACAACAGACACAUCAGCUGAUGUUCACUUCCUCCUGGAUCGACAUCGUAGUCCUGCACGGGUCCGUGUGGCGCCACUCCCUCAGAGCUCAGUUACAGUCUCACCAGCCUCAGUCCUCAGAUCAGUUCGGGUCUAGACCUGUGGCCUAGACUCUGUGAUGUGUUCAGGGUUAUUUGAGAGUGUGGUUUAUCACAGACACGUGAAGUCUUUUCAAAAUAAAGCAGCAGGAAGGAAAAAACUCCAUUAACCAGAAACAAACACAGGAGGGGAAAAGUGGAUAUACACAGGGAUGACCACGGAGAUAAUCAUAGUCUGAUGAAAGGCGGGAAACUGCAAUGACAAGGGACGUGAGCACUUCAAAAUAAAACAGGAAUAUGCAUAACAUAAGACAGGAGGUCCUUUUAUCUACUCUCCUAUUCUUACCUGUACAUGUUCACCUGUCCUCUGCUACCUGGCUCAAUGCAGGACUGUGACGUAGCACACCUGUCCUCAUCAGACAUCUACAGGUGAACUAAGGUGUGAUGAUGUGUAGGUUCAUAUGGUGGGGACUGAGUCAGUGGUUCUCACCUGAUCUGACUUCAGUGCAGGUCUCAGAUCACUUUCCUGAGUCAGGUGUUUUCAGGUGUGACUUUUCCUUCUCUUCACAUCCUCCAAUCAGAUCUCUCCAGAGCCAAUGAUACACUCCAACUGUAUUUAUUGUAUCUGUGUAAAGCACAAGCCUCUUUCUGUACUCACUUGUCUGUCUGUAAAAUCACUCAUCAGUUCAUCUCUGUGUUUAGCCUAGCUUAGCACAGAAACUGGAAGCAGACUGGUGAAAGUGUUAGCCUAGCACCUUCUGAUUCACAUAUUGACUUUGUUGGAGACAGAAAACAAGAAGGUUUUUUAAAUUUCUGUUUUCUGUUUUGUGUUAGAAACCAUGUUUAGAUAUUUCCUGUCCAGCAUGCACAGCUACAGAGGCUGUAAUAACAUAACCAGAGCUCUCAUUUAUUCAGCAUUUUAUACAGCUAGUUAAUCAGUAAGAAGCAGCAUUAGAUCCAAUCAAAUGAAGAAAAUAUAUUUAGCUCCAGGAAGUAAUUCAACAAACUUAAUCUUAUCAAAUUAUCACAUUUGUAAAAGUGAAAAAUAUAGUGACUGUAAAUCUGCAUUUGUGAUUAUGACUGUGGUUGCUGUGGCCGGAGAGCUAACCGUUAGCAUGCUAGGUCAUAGUUGAUCUUGUCACUAGCUGGUUUACGAACUGCCAGUAAGCUAGCUAACUAGCUAGCUAGCUAGCAGAAUGAAUUCAGAUGUGAAAGCUGACGUCUGUGAAAACAUCCUCUCUGAGGUUACAGCAGUUCAUUAGUUUAUACAUGUUACUGGUGCGACUGAGUCCUGCUCCAGGUUUUCUAACAACAAAUACAGAGAUGUUGUUACUUGAUUAUUUAGUGUGUCACGGAAGGAACGUUGAUGAGGUUUGUUAAACCACUGCUCUUAGUUUCAUUUCUAAAUGUUUCUUGCUGACUCAUACUGGCUAGGUUAGCUAGGUUAGCUAGGUUAGCUAGGUUAGCUAGGUUAGCUACAAAGAUGACCAACAGGUCUUUGGGCUUGUUAGCUUAAACACAACUAAGCUCACAAAGUUGACACUGCUGUGAUUCUACUGGCAAGUUGUCUGUGUUUCAACAAUCAGUUAUUCGGUGAUAUUAUUAACAACAAUACUAAUAAGUAUUAUUAAACAGUGAAAUGACCUGAGCUGUGAUGAAACAAGAAGUCUGACUGAGAAUAAAGACGAUGAACUGUCAGUUCGUCCUUUAAAGGAACAGUCUGACGUGUAUCCUGUUGUCUCUUCUCCAGUUAGCUUAGUUCAGGGGGAGACUGUUAGCUUAGCUUGUAGCUCUGUUCGUCUUCUAUUGUGAUACAAGGAUUUGACAAAUGGCUGACUGUCCCUGUGUGAAGUGUGAAUUAAGGAUCUGGAAACACUUUGUAUUCACCAAAGAAAAUUGACUGUCUAAUGAGGAUAAUUAUGUUAGUGAGAUCUUCUCCUUUUUAUAUAUUAAUUUAGUAAUUAUCAGAUGAUGAUUUAUCCUAAAGAGGUAAUUAUAUCCUAAUUAUAAUAGUCAGAAAGAGUGAAAAAAAAAAUCUUAUAAUGUUGAGAUAAAUUCUGUAUGAUGAGCUAAUAAUAACCAGUCAGAGUGAGCAGUUUGAAUACAGCUGUUUUCUCUGUGGUGGAUGCAGUGUGUUUGUGUUGAGGUGGGUCUGUAUUGGAUCCAGAGGUUCUGGUUGUGAGCUGGUCAGGAUGGAUCCUGAACCUGAAAUUUAUUUAUUUGAUGAAACUUUGUGUCAGGGGGAGGCAACAGAAUAAAACUGAAGACUUAUUAAAACUGUCUCUACACUGAA
This is a messenger RNA of Seriola aureovittata, 6297 nucleotides long. RefSeq names its product ArfGAP with SH3 domain, ankyrin repeat and PH domain 1a (gene asap1a). Gene Ontology annotation, biological process: positive regulation of GTPase activity. Gene Ontology annotation, cellular component: cytoplasm. The record is from RefSeq and is a predicted model, not a curated record. Gene Ontology annotation, molecular function: GTPase activator activity; protein binding. NCBI's taxonomy places the organism in Eukaryota, Metazoa, Chordata, Actinopteri, Carangiformes, Carangidae. The transcript has 28 exons. Bases 333 to 3635 code for a protein of 1100 amino acids.